Messenger RNA from Schistosoma curassoni, 1229 nucleotides. NCBI's taxonomy places the organism in Eukaryota, Metazoa, Platyhelminthes, Trematoda, Strigeidida, Schistosomatidae. The record is from the annotation of a GenBank genome assembly.
AUGAGUGUGAAAGGAUUUUUUAAAAGUGUAUUAAAUCCUGAUGCGAAAGUUGGAGAACAAGAAGAAGAAACUGGGACCACUGGGGCCACAUCAACAACAACUUCAUUGUCUAGUUCAGCUACAGCUGGAGUAAAUAAUUUUCUAUCUGGUACAUCCAAAUUUCUUGAUUCUGUUCAAACAAAAAAGAAUGGUUUAAUUAAUGAUUUAUCGAAUAAACUAACGUCAUUGAAAAUGCCCGGCGAACAGUCGACCAAUGAGAGUGCGAAGAAAAAGAAAUCUAGGAGUAAUGAUGAUGAUGAUGACAGUUCAGCCAGUGAAUAUGGAGAUGAUGGUGAUUGUCCAAUGUAUGCAGAAGUAGCUCCAGUAGAACGUCAAGUAUCAGUUGAAAGUAUAGACAGUUUGCCAGAUGAAGAUGCUGAACGACGUAAAUCGGAAAUUCGUGCCUUAGUUUCGGAUUUACUUCAACAAAGCUUGAUCAAUGAAAAAAUGGUGAAGAAUUUCAGAGAUUUCAUUGUGAGGCAUAGUGGUCGUUCAAGAUUUGCCAAAGAACUAAAAUCUCAAACAAAGGGUAUGAAAUGUAUACCUAAUCAACUUCUGGAACAAUUGGCUUUAUUCAUUGGUCCAUUAUUAAAUCAAUGUAGUGAAAAUGAAGAUUAUACUCCAGCUUAUAUCAUUAUGCAUUUAAGUUUCUCAUUAUACCAUGAAACUGUCUCUUCAAAUGGUACCGCUGAGCAAAAAUAUCUUUAUGUAUUAUUGAAAGAUCAAGUGAUUUGGCAGUCAAUGAGGUUCUGGAAUGCUGCCUUUUUCAUCGCUUUGCAACGUGAACGGGCUGAACGUCAAAGAUAUCCAGUCAUUGAAGGUGAUGAUCCAAUCCAAGCGGAAACUGACUUUCAAAACGACAUUGCAUAUUCACAGUUAAGCAAAUUUCUAUGGCGUAUGUAUACUUUAGGAAUGGGACAAGAAUUAUGUAUGGACUUUUUACGUAAACAAGCCAGUGCAACCAAUUUACCGAAUGAUCUAGUCAAAAUAAUUCAGAAAAAUUCUCAACACUUCUUUGAAACCACUAGUCCCAAUGAAGUAACACAAUGAAUAAUAAUAAUGUCAGUUAAAUAAUAUAAGAUUUGAUCAUUGUUACAUAGAUAUUGAUUAAUAAUAUUUCUUUCAUUAUUUCAUUUAUCUGAAACAGGCAACACUUUAUAAAUUGCUUAUUAUUACGUAAUCACAUUAAU